CGCCAUGGCCGCGUUCGGCGACUGGGUCGCGGCACUGCCCCAGCAGGUCCGCGACCACCUCACCGCGCAGGGGCUGGACAACGCCGCGCUGGUCGUGGACAGCGUCUCGCCGCAGUUCCUCAAGGACGAGAACGGCGCCACCGUCACCAAGACCGUAGACGUCGCGUUCCUGGAGUCCAUCGCGGCCGCCUGCGAAACCGUCAAGCCCGGCUCCGGGGCUUAUGCCAAGGUCCGCCAGUUCUACGAGAAGUGCUACAAGCACUGCGAGAAGGACGCCGCCGCGGCCAGCGCUCCCGAGGCCACGCCGAUUGAGGCGCGCGACCCGACCGGGGAGGAGUACUACGACCUCAGCCCGGAGCACCGCAAGCAGCGACUCCAGGCGCUCAACACGGCGCGGCGCUGCGAAGUGGACCCCGCCCGCCUCCCGCCCCUGCGGAUGUGGGGCCGGUGGGAACGCCUCCGCCGGAACAACCAGGAGUUCGAAGCCGUCGCGGCCACCAAGGUCCAGUCCGACGCAGCGGCCCGCGCCCGGCCCGCCGCGGCCGAGCUCAAACCCGGCGUCGGCGGCGUCCUCGCCUGGCGCAUGCCCGCAAUCUCCGAGGCGCCGGCUGGCGGCCUCGUCGAGCUCGAGGAGGCUGGCUACCUCAUCGAGAACUUGCUCUUCCUCUGCGGCUGGGUCAAAGACAUCGAUUAUCUGGUGACCUUCCACGAGCGGUUCUGGAGCCGCGUCCGACGCUCCAAGCAGCCAAUGCUCGGCUACCGCCCGACGGCGCUCACGGAGGUGCAGCGCGCGCUCUGCCUCUUCCAGUGCCAGUGGGCGAAAGCAAGCCGGAACGCCGACAAGCUGGACGCCACCGUCUUCAGCUCCCUCCCAGCAGACGCCGACGAGCUGGACGGCCGGCUCGCGCUUGCGCCGCGCCAAGCCGGCCACUCCGCCCCCGGCUCAGCCAACGCCGCGGGCGCUCGCCUCGACGGCGCUGGCGAAAGCCUCCCGAAGCGCCCCCGCCUCACCCGCGGCGAGCGCCGCGAGCGGGCGGCCGCCGCAGCCGGCUACCAGAGCGCCCCGGCCCAGCCCCCCAAGGGCAAAGGCAAGGGCAAGGGCAGGGGCAAGCCCGCGCCACCCGCAGAGCCCGCCCGGCGCACCUCCAAGGGCGACCUGUGCUGGCACUUCAGCAACGGCGCGGCAGCGGAGUUCCAGGCCGCCGACGCGCAGAGCGGUCCCCUGCCUAGCCUGGACUGGGCGCCCGCGCGGGCUUCGGGCGCCCCUGACACCACGCCGCCGCUUAGCCUCGACUGGGCGCCCACGCGGGCUUCGGGCGCCCCUAAUACCUCGCCACCACGGCGCCGGAACAAACGCCCGCCGUGCCUCUCGCACUCCCCGCGCUCACAGCCGGACCGCAGCCGGCAGCGCAGCCAGCUCAACCCGCGCGAUGGGCCCCCCGCCGCCCGCGCCCCGCCGCAAGCGUGCCCCGCCGAGUGCGGCGCCACCAUGGUCGAACACGCCGCCAGGCUCCGCGAUCCGGCGACCGAGCAGGAGUUCGAGAGCGUCGACCAUGCCCAGCAGCCACCCUAUGCCCCGCCGCCCUGCAUCGCGCGGCGCCCGGGGCUUGCGCACCCGGACACCAUCCCCUGGUACGGGGACGCCGCAGGGGCACCGCCCCGGCACCUCGGCGUUUCCCGCCGGUGCGACAAACCCGCAACGCAGCUGCAGCGCACCAUCACGCCGAUCCAGCACAUCGACCAGGCGUGGGACCAUGCGAACAGCCAACCAUCGGCCGCGUGGGCGGAGCCCCCUGCCGCACCCCUGGCGGCCCCCAUCCGCAGCGCGCUGCUCUGGGCGCGCGACUGCCCCGACUACGAGCAGUGGGUCAUCGGGCAGGACACCGAUGUCAUUGCCGACAUAAUGUCGGGAUUUCGGAUGGGGGGCGUCCUGCCCGACACGCAGCUGUUCGCGAACAUGGGCGGCGCCGACCUGCCGGACGCAGCUGCGCUGGACCGCGCGCUCGAGAACGCGCUCGAUUCCAAGGGCGCCAUGCUGCUGGAUAUGCUCCAGAACUCCAAGCGCGAGCCGGACAUGGCUGAAGUGCUCCGAGUCACCCAGGAGAACUGCGCAGCGGGCAAGCUGGACGGACCGUGGAGCCUGUGGCUCGACGCCGAUGGGCGAGUAAUCUCCACUGUCCCCUUCGCCCGGUGGCUACCGACGCGCCGCUUCCCCCGCGUCCAGGGCCGCGCCGCCACCUCCUACAAGGUUCGCCCCAUCGACGAUGCGACAGCGAGCGGCCUCAACCUGGCUGUCGCCACCCAGGGGCGCAUGCGCCUGGCCGGCCUGGCCUCGCUCCUCGACGCCGUAUCCUUCAUCGCCGACACGUUCCGCGACUGGGACGCCGACGGCGUGCCGCUCAUCGCCAAGGGGGACCACGCCCAAGCAUGCCGCCAAUGGCCAGUGCACCCCGACGACGUGCCCCUGCUGGCAUGCCUCGUCUGGGACGACAGCGUCGGCCAUGCCGGAGGCUACCGGGCCUGCGCGCGCAAAGCCCUGCCGUUCGGCGCCUUCGGGGCCGUGUGGGGGUACGCGCGAGUCGCCGCCAGCGUGGGCCACCCCCUCCGACGCAUCUUCAGCGUGCCGCAGAACGCGUACGUGGACGACUUCCACCGCGCCUCACCCGCCAAAUGGGCCGCCCUCCACGAAUGGGUCUUCCAGGAGCUGCACGCCAUGCUCGGGAUCCCGCUAAAGGAGGGGAAGAACCAGGGCCCAGCAGCCGUGCUGGACCUGCUAGGCCUGGACGUCCUCUCCACGCCACGCUGGGCGGGCUUGCGCCUCACCGCCAAGCGCCGCGCCGCGCUGUCCGACGAUGUGGACGCCGCCCUGCGAGCACAACGCCUCGGCAAGCGCGACGCUGCCAGGCUGGGCGGCCAGCUUGGCUUCGCCACCUCGGCGAUGUUCGGCCGCGUUGGCCGCGCUUGCGCCUCUCCCGUAUCCUCGCACGCCGGAGGCUGGUCUCGCCGCCUCGCUCACGCGCGGUCCUGGUGGAAAGCACUACUGCGGUGCCCGCUGUACCACAAGCGCGACCACGGCACGGGCCGCCCCGUCGUCAUCGGGUGGGUCGACGGGUCCUGGGACAUGGAAGCCGGAACAGGCGCCAUCGGGGGCAUGCUGCUGUCCCCAACGCGCGGCGGCCACAGUUUCUCCGCGCGCGUCCCGCCGCACCUCUGCGCAGAGCUGCUCAAGGUCGGCAAGAAGCAGCGGAACGCCCAGUCCGAGCUGCUCGCCGUGCUCGUCCUGCUGCUGACGCGCCCCGAGGCAGUGCGCGGCGCCCGGCUGGUCCUGUUCGAAGACAACACUCCCGCCCUGGGGAACAUCCGCCGCGGCGCAGCAGGCGACGACGACAGCGUGGCCAUCGUCGGCGCCAUCUGGCUCCUGCUCGGCGUCCUCGGCACUGAACUUUGGAUCGAGUGGGUCGCGUCGGAGAGCAAUCCCGCGGACUCUUUCUCUAGGCCCGACGAGCCCGCCAAGCGGGCCGAGGCCGCGGCUCUCGCGCAGCGCUACCGCCUCCGGGCGGCCGAGCCCCGGUUCCCAGCGACUUUCCACAUGGACGCCGGUGCCUGGGCAACGGCAGUCUCCGCCGCUCAGGAGGACUGGGCGCGCAGCGACCGCAGCCGCCGCGCGCGCGCCGCGCUCCGCCUGAUGGCAGUAGACGCGGGCACCCUUGCCGCGCUGCUCGCCGCCAUCUCCUUCGACGCGGACGACAAGCAGAUCACCCUGGGCUGGAUCCGCGCCAGGCGGGCCGGCGCUGUGGCCGCGGCCACGCACUUCCACGCGGACUUGCUGCGGCUGCUCUGCCUCGCCGCGCGGCCGCAUGCCAGCGGCCAGGGCGCCGCGACCGUCGUCCUGCGCAUGGCGGCGUGGCCCCGCGCGCCGACCGGGACCGUCAGAUGCACUGCCGCAGCCGUCAUCAAGGGCGCCGGUAGCACCUGCGCAGCCGCCGCGCGGUGGUGGCCGUGCGCGCCCGCGCCAGACACCGCGUGCUUCGCGGAGAACGACGUCGCCAUCGGGUUCUACGUGGUGGGCAUCGCUGGCGCCAAGGAGCGGCGCCAGGCCGCCCCGCUGCGCAAGCUGGGGCUACAAGCUGCGGGCGCCG
Molecule: messenger RNA, 4139 nt
Organism: Prorocentrum cordatum
Lineage: Eukaryota; Dinophyceae; Prorocentrales; Prorocentraceae
Source: the annotation of a GenBank genome assembly